This is a messenger RNA of Cotesia congregata, 900 nucleotides long. The record is from the annotation of a GenBank genome assembly. NCBI's taxonomy places the organism in Eukaryota, Metazoa, Arthropoda, Insecta, Hymenoptera, Braconidae.
AUGGGCGCAAAAUUAACUAAAAAAAAUUCCUUCGCUAAAAACUGUGAACAACUCAUUGAAGAAUCGAGGCUGGCUCACAUACUGAAAGAAGAACACCAUCAAAUAGUGCAAGAAAACGUCCCCUACUCCUGCUACGAAGUAUUGAAGCUUAAAAACUGGUCAAAAUGUAGAUACUGGAACACAUCCAUCUUCGACCGCAAUCGGGUGAUCCUCAAGACAGAAGACGGAGGAAGUGACUUCAUUAAUGCCAGCUACGUCGACGGUCACAAUGCUAAGGGAAGGUUCAUAUGCACCCAGGCACCACUCGAAGAGACAGCUAACGAUUUUUGGCAGAUGAUAUUCUCCCAUCAAGUCCGGGUAAUUGUCAUGCUGACCAGAAUAAUGGAAAAAGGACGUGAGGCUUGUUACCCGUACUGGAACCCCAAAAAGCGGGGAAAAGCUGUCCAUGGCAAGUUCACAAUCAAAACUCUGAAAAUCAAGUCCUUCCGUUACUACGCGGUGACUAAUUUACAAGUAACAGACAAUACUGGAGCUUCAUUAGACGUCCAGCAUUUCGCCUACACCGACUGGCCCCAUAACAGCCUUCCUCGGAAUCCUUCAAAGUUUCUGGACUUCGUUCUCGCGGUCAGAGAGGCUCAAUUAACGGCAGAUGUGGAUAACAAGGGUAAAAACAUCCCUCCUAUAGUGGUUCACUGCAGCGCCGGUUUGAAUCGUACUGGGGCUUUUUGUGCUAUUGAUGUCAGUUUGUCUCUAUACAACGAGAGAGCAACGAUUAGCCUUUCAUCGAUAGUGCGUAAUCUGCGUAAGCAAAGGCAUAAUUGUUUGUCUUUACCUCAAUACUAUGUCUUCUGCUACUUAAUUGUCUUGAUAUAUGCUAAGUUAGUUGCUGAUAAGUAUUAG